CCGAAUUUGUUACGAAAAAUAAAGCAACGCGAGCCGAACCAAAUGCUCGUGCCUGUGCCAACGUGAUACGCUUUACUCUGCUUCUUUGAGCGUUGAGAUUUGCACACAAAACGACUGUUUUUGUGUUCAGACUUUUUUGUUCUUGGCGUUUCCGAGUAUCCUUGUUUUUAUUUCCCUCGCGUCUCGACGUCCUUCCGACCCACUCGCACGUGUCCGUCCGGCAGAUCGAUCUUCCAUUAUUGCGCUUGUCGCGGGAAUCGGUUAUCACAUUUUCACGCACGCACGAUCUUCAUACGUACGCUCUAGGCGUUCGCGGUGGCAUCAACGACAUUAUUACGUCUACGUUGGUCAACUGGAUUCGGUUUGCGGCAGGUGUCGUUAGUUACGCUUCACUUAAGUGCAUCGGUUACUGUGCUUCGAAUAGUGGAUUUUAAGGCAUUCUGCUGCAUAUUGGCACGAUUAUUUGAACAGGACAUUAAGUAAGUUUGUGCUAGUGAGUUAAGGAAAUUUACGAAAAAAAAAAUCGAAAUCUGUGCUCGUUCACGAGAAAAAUUCUGCAAAGGAGAAUUUUACUCAGUGCGGCCGACGACGAGAGGAAUGCGUCAACGAAAAUUCGCUAUAAAUAAGUGUGAUAGUAUAUAAGUUGCAAUAGCAGCAAAAAAAACAGCCGCAAGUGAAGUUUAUCUUCAAUUUACACAGAAGCUCUUCAACAAGUAAUGAUCUUCUGCUGGACAUAACAAUCAUAAUGGAUAAAGAUCAAGGUGAUAUCAAUAGAGGCAGGCGCGCCUCGUCCCCGAUGAUACCGAUGUGGGCUGGAAAUCGGAAGAUGUGUAACAGUGUGCUGAGGGGAGGAUCGUUCGUUUACACACCAGCUUUUAUAACCGAUUUUUCAACCGCUAUGUUGAACAUGUCGUUGCGAAAUGUUGGAGAACCAGAGCGCACUGUGCUUGAGCAGCAACGCCUGGGUGGUGUCAGCCAAAUCUCAGCUGACCCUCAAAAGAGGACCAUUGCUCAAGACGAGAACGGUAACCUGAAGAACACCGUACAGACUGAAAGCCCUGCUCUUCAACAAAAGAAACCUGAUCGAGAAGAAAAUGUGUUCGGGCAGAAAGAGAAAGCGGUAGGAGUAAGCAAAGAUGAUUCGGAAGAGGAAGAGGAGGAAGCAGAAGAAGAGGUGGAAGAAGAAGUAGAGGAAGAAGAAGAGGAAGAGCUGGAUGAUGAAGAAGAAGAGGAAGAAGAAAUGGAGGAAGACGAAGAUGAAGCAGAGGAGAUGGAAGUAACGGAAAAUAAGGCUGAUGCCCAAGAAAAUAAAGAAGUUGUUGAGGAAAAAGAGAAAACUAAAGCAGUCUCAAAAAAGGAAUCAGAAUCAGUACUUCUGAAAACUUUAGAGGAACCUGCAAAAGCUUCUUUCCAAAAGAAUGCAAUGGAACAAAAUUUAACGGUAAUGGAGGAAAAGAACAAGGCAGAUGAUGGUAAGAAGAAAGUAGAAGCUCAUGAAGAAAAGAAGAAACUGGAAGCAGAUAUGAGAAAGGAACCAGAACCAGUGCUUCUGAAUGUAGUUCAAAUACCUGCCAAAAUUUCAUGUCAAACGAGUGAAAUGAAAGAUGAUGAGCGGGACGAAAGGAAAGAAAAGAAAAAGGCUGAAGUCAGUGAAAACAAAAAAGAGACUGAAGGCGAAAAUGAGAAAACCAAAGAAGAUACAAAAAAGAAAUCAGAACCAGAGGCUUCGAGUACAUUACAGGAAUCUGCAAAAAUGUUAUGUCAGAAGACUGAAAUGGAAGAGCAAAAGGAGGAAAAGGAAACGAGGAAAAUCGAUCCUGAUAACGAAGAGAAACCGAAAGUUGAAAUAAAGAAAGAAUUGGUACAAGAGCAUCAACAAGUAUUGCAGGAAGCGAGGAAAAACGAUGCUGAUAACGAACAAAAGAAAGUAGCCACUAAAGGUGAAAAAGAGAAACCGAAAGUUGAAACAAAGAAAGAAUUGGUACCAGAGCAUCAAAAAGUAUUACAGGAAGCGAGUAAAAACGAUGCUGAUAACGAACAAAAGAAAACAAUCCCUAAAGAUGAAAAAGAGAAACCGAAAGUUGAAACAAAGAAAGAAUUGAUACCAGAGCAUCAAAAAGUAUUGCAGAAAGCGAGGAAAAACGAUGCUGAUAACGCACAAAAGAAAACAACCCCUGAAGAUGAAGAAGAGAAAUCGAAAGUUGAAACAAAGAAAGAAAUGGUACCAGAGCAUCAGAAAGUAUUGCAGGAAACUGUACCAGUCCCUUGCCAAACGAUGGAGACUGCGAAAGUGUCUGAUACAAACAUAAAACCUGCAUCCAUUGAUAUUCAAUAUGAGGACAAGAAAUCCUUCCAAAUAGAAUUACCCAAAGAAGAAAAUGCAGCUGAAUCUUUAAACCAUGAUCCCAUCCAAGCUGAUAUCGCAGAACAAGCACCUGCAGAAACUCACGCCAAAGAAACAGAGUCAACUGUCGAAAAACUGCCAACGACUCCGAGUGAAGUGAUCGAAGAGUUCCCCUCAGCCACAUCGCAUGCCGAUGAUGACAAAGUAGAACAUCCCGAAAAGCCGGCCGUUCCCCCGCAGACGUAUCUGUGGGAGGAAGUGAAAAAAUCAAAGGAACAGGUAAGUGAUGGUGGAUACCCAUGGACACACCUAUACAAAGAUCCACUCGGACCAGAUGAUGAACCGGAAGUGAUUGUACGGUAUACGCAUUCUCCAGUGAAUCGCCGCCGUAAGGUCGAAGAGCAAUUGAUCGAUGGAAACUCUCGCGAAGAGAAGAAAGCCAAAACCGAAAAUGGUUAUGAAGCAAAUGAACCAAUUGAGACUGAUCAACCCACUCAAGAAGUUUCCAUCUCUCCAGACGCAGCCGCGGCCGUUGCAGUGGAAGCAAGUAAUGGUGAACCACAUUCGCCCCGGCGUAGUAGAACUCGGGCUACCUCCCAUGAACCUCAUAGUCUGAAGGAUGAGGUUAAAGCACAGGCCAAGCAAUUCCUCGAUGAACAUCCGAGCAUUAGAAGCUUCAGUAACAGUUUGACUAGAAAAGGCAGACGUACAAGGGCUUUCGUCAGUAGAUCUUUAGAACGAGCCAAGUCCAUGGCUGACCGGCAAAUUGACAAAGCAAAGGUUCAAAUGAAUACACUUCGGAGACGCAAGGCUGCUUCAGAACCACCAAGAGAUUUACCAGAUCACAAAAUCCUUAUGCUACGCGAAUCUCCAAGGUUUGGAAACCGUGAGAUUCCAUCAUACGUAGUACGGCAACCAAGCGACGAAGCUAUGGACACGUCGGAUGCCGAGACGAUGGAGAAUACAUCACCUGAAACAACCACAGUUGUGCCAGAUGAGAUUAUUGAACUGCCUCAACAACCUACACCAGAACCCGUAAAGCCACAACGAGUAGAAAAAAUGGAAGUCGAAGAAGAGCGGUACGAAAUAAUUGAACCACCCAAGGACGAAACUACAAAACCGAUCGUUGCGGAAAUAAAACCCCAAACUCCAGAGCCUCCAACGGAAAUAAUUUCAGAACAAAUCAAACCACAGCCUCCUCCAAAAGCCCCACGUAAGAAGAAAGAGCACCACUACGAAGACAUCGAUGAUUACGUCCCUCCAAAGGAAGAGCCUAAAGAUACCAAAUUUGUCGUUGAUUCUAAACUGCAACGUCAGCACGAAAUUGAUGGUUUUGACCCAAUCAUCGGUGAAAUGUUAGGUAAUGAUAAAAUUAAAAUAUCUCUGCAAUUACAAGAUGAAAAGAUUGCCAAUGAUAUGCUGAGCCGCAAGAAGCGAUUGGAUGAAAUUCUUCAACAUUCCUCAGAAGAUGAAAAAGAAAAGGACAAAAUUCCUUGCUUGGGACUGCUUGCUCCGAUUUCAUCAAUUGAUUCCACUUCAUCGGAUGAAGAUGCUAGGCGAACUCGUCUGUCGGCGCUUGCAGAGGAAAGCGACACCGGAAGCAUUGAUAACACCGUGUUUAAGAAGCAGGAGUCAUCUAAAGAAGCUGAACUACCAGCUGUUGACGAAAGCCACAAAGAAUUAGAACUGACACCGGCCGAAGAAAAGAAAGCAAUGGAAGAGAGAAAUAAUCAACUGGCUGCCAGCGAAUCUAUGGCAGAAGAAAAGAUCGUAGAAAAGCAGCUUGAACUGACUCCAGCAGAAGAGCAUAUGCUGUUUGAAGCAAACUUGAAGGCGCAAAUCACACCCAUCGAAGAAAAGGUUCUGAAUACGGAACCGUUGGUUGAAAAGGAGCCACCAUCAACUGAAGAUUCCAAGCCAGUCCAAGAUGAACGUUGGUCUAAAAUGAGUGAUCACGAAUAUGAGCCAAUCGGUGAGCCAGUUGACGAUAAAAUUGCCGAACAAAAACCUUCGGCAGCCAAAGGUAUUCUGGCGCUGCCAACCGAUGACCAGAAAAGAAAACUGUCCACUUCGUCGCUCCGGGUCCCUCUGGAUGACGGCGAUACCAUCAGCAUGGAAGAGCUGCAAAAGGACAUCGAGGAUCGGUACUUCAAUCGACCCUCCGAAGAACAGGUGACAAUGGAAAUUCCGGAACCAGUCGAGGCAGCUGCACAGGAAAAGACUAGCAAAGUCAAAUUAGCAAUGGCUCGUGCGCAGGAGAGUGGCAAGAAAGCCAUGGCCAGAGCGCAAGAAAGCAGCAAAAAUGCUAUGGUCAAAGCGCAGGAGGGUAGCAAAAGUCUGCACCAGAAGUUACGCAAACAGACCGACAAAUUCAAAACCAAAAUGACGAAUAUCAACAUUAAGAAGGACAAAGAUGUCGCCCCUCUAGCAUCCCCAGAGAUUGUUACCACUCCUGAAAUCGAAAAACUGGAUUUCACUAUUGCAGAACCUAAGGCAGAACAAGAGACGGGUGAAACAGAGCCUACUCAAGCAGCAAGUGAGGAAGUUACGGAGCAAGCAGAAAUCGAAGAAGCAACAGCAGAAAAUGGUGCCGCAAAGAAGAAAUUCAGAGGAGCAGAUUUUAGCAAAAUCAAAAUGCCAAAACUCCAUAAACCGGAUUUCAAACGACCAGAAUUCACAAAAAUUUCCAAGCCAAAGAUGCCAAAGCUGAAACGUCCAGAAAUGCCAAAGUUUUUAACUGAAAAGCCAGAUUUUUCCAAACUAAAAAUGCCCGAAAAAAUUGGAACCUUGAAAAUCCAACGAAGCAAGUCUAUGAAAGAACCAGUUCUGUCCAGUGCUACAAGCGCUGCAUCGCCGUCCGAUAUUGAGACACCCUCUGCCCUUGAUGGAGCAGACACCAAGAAGAAGAUAAACUACACCGAUUUUAGUACCUAUCCACGUCUGUUGGACAAAUUCAAGCGACAAAAAUCGGUGCCAAGUAAUGCGAGUGUUCGAGCCUCUACACCACCACCACUGGAGUUUACGAAAGCGGGAAAGACGUCUCGUACGAAGGGCACUGGUUUCGUAUCGCGUUGGGCCGAGAAAUCGUCCGAAGAUGCGGGUAGCACACGUUUCUUCACCGGAAGUGAGCUCGGCGAACGCGAAGGAUCAGUCGAGAAACGAAUGCGACAACGUUUGGAAAGGGCAGAGUUUGAAGAGCCAGAGCUGGCUGUCACUGCCGAACAGAAGCAACUCGAAGAAUAUGACAAAGAAAACCGAGAGAUUCACCUUUUGUCCGCGGCACGACAUGACGAGUUUAUGAAGCGUAAGCCACCCAUGGAACGACAAGAGUCAGAUCUGGCGUCGGAGGAAGAGAAACAGUUCUGGGCUAGCUCGCUUGGGCAGAAGAUUCGUCAAAAUAUCGAUAUGAAUAGCAACGACUUUGAUUUCUUGGAUGAGGAGGAUCGUCUUCGAACGGCUCGGGAAAGCGAAGCCUUGGGAUUAAGUGCGCAUGAUCGGGCAAGAUUCCUGGGUGAGCCAACCGGUGAACACUCAGAAAAGGACUAUGAUAUGCGUUCUACAACCCCAUACUCCAACAAAGAGUGUCAGUCUUCUGGCAGUUCUGGAAUUCGGCGGCGUAAGGGUGUUAUAGAAGAAAUCGAUGAUGACGAAUUCUUCCUCCGUCAAAAGGGAAUUUCCAAAGAUAACAUUCAAAUGGGUGAAUAUAUAAGCUCCGCCAUUAAGGAAGGAUUGAGCACACCGAAAAAUGCAUUGGCUGAAAUGGGAAGAUAUGACGCAUACUAUGACGACGAAGCAGAUGCUAGCGAAAGAAUGAGCAUGGAAUACCGCGCAGAGCAUGGUGCCGGGGGACGCUACUAUCAACCUAGCGUCGAAUCGGAUGAUGUUUCCAACAAGCAAAGCUUCACUGACGAAUUCCGCAAACAAGCUGACUUUUUCAAGACAUUCCCUCCAGAUCGUCCCAUGAGAAAGCAUAAAAAAUCAUACACUGACGAACAUUUCGAUGAUGAUCACCAAAAGGUACCCUACGAUUCGUACGAACAGGAAGAGGAACAAGAUGUGGAAUUUUACGGCCGAGAUCGUAAGUAUGGCAGCGAGCAGCCGGAAAUCCGCACAGAAAAGGAAGAGCGUUUCAUGGAUGAGGAAAGCGUUGGUAAUGGAUUCACCCUCACCGGCACAGCCAUACCACCAACACCGCCUAGACGUCGCAAGAAGCGUUUCCGUGACGUCACACCAUCGGAACUCACCCCAUUCGGAAAUGGCCUCACAUCCAAACCCAUAUACAAUAGCUUUACUCUAGGACCCGAAACGCACGUUUUCAAUGCCGAUGUCCCGUUGGCACAAGAGGAGAGUUUCACAACGCCUAUACCAACACCCAGAAGGUCGCGAUCGCGAUCACAGCUGUCGAAAUUCAUGGAUGAUGAUAGAACAUCAAGAGGGGCAGAGUCCUACAUUUUCGGAGCCGAAGACAACGCUUUGGUGAAGCUCGCUAUCGACAUGUCUGAAUCGAAUGGCUACGCAACUGUACGAAAGGAACCUCCGCCUCGUCCGCCAGCUCCGAUUCGCCGUAGGAAAUCAACCCGUUCUCUGGGGGAUCAACGACAGUUCAGCACCCUACCAAACUUCCACUCGGUUUCUCCUGCCCGCCCGUCUCGCAACUACAGUACCAUCAGUCCCAACAGACCACCCCGUGGUAGAUCAAUUUCGAGUCUAAAUGAAAGUGCUAGCAAACUUCCAAGCAUCAGCAAGGAUGACAUUACUCAAUAUGAAGACAUCGAAGCGGUUGAUAACCAAGUGAAGCUCCACGAAACGCUUCAAUCUGGUGAGGUUGUUAAGAAGAUGAAAGAUCGACCGCUGCCACCUCCACCACGUCCGCCAAGGGAUACUAGGAAACCUCGCAGGUUUGACCAUGAUGACCGAUUUGACUUUGACGGCGGAGCAGAGAGAAUAACCACACUGGAUACGAUGGAGCCAAGAGUUAUUGAAGAAGUAGAGAUCGCCAUCCAAACGGAUCCAGUAUCCGAAGACUUCGAACUGGAUAUUGAAGUGUCGGAAACAAUCAGCAAACCCGGUAAAACACUUCAAGAAAUUCUAAAAGAAGAACAACAAGCUGAGAUUGAUCGAGCACGCCAACUAGCGGAGGCAAGCAAUUUGAUGAGGGAUAUCCAAAAAUUCAGAGAUUCUACAUCCUCAUUAUCGCUUCACGGUAGUCGUCCAGAAACGCCAUCUGCAAUGACAUUCGAGCGAAGGGUUUCAGCUCCUUCUACGUCUCAAAUGAUGCCAAGUUUGAGCAGUGAAAAUCUUACCGAACAGGAUUUAGCUAACAUCGACGAUGAUAAGUUCAUAGCAGAGCUAGUGAAAAAGUACGUUUCUGAGGAAAAAGUAACUGACAAUUCAAAGAAACCACAUAAACCAACAGAAGAACCUAAAGCUACAGUUGAGACAAUAGAACCGGAAAAAUUACGAGAAAUUGAAUCAAUGAUAGUAAAUGAGGAUAUGCAAAGAGAAGACAUCCAAACUGUUCAAUCGAGACCAUCGGCACCUCCACGAAGACGGUCUCUGGUAUCAUCAACUCAAGAUAUACCAACAAGCAUAGAAAUUCCACAAAAUGUUAUAGAAGAAAUUGUGGAACGCAUUAGAACAAACGAACAGCAACACAUUGCAGAAUUGGAGCAUCUCCAUCAACAACAGUUGGAUGAUUUGAGGAAACAGCAGGAAGAACAAAGACUCUUACAAGAACAAAAGCUAGAAGAACAGCAAAAAAUGCUACUAGAACAGCAAAACCAACAGCUACACGAAACACAACAGCUUAAGGAGCAAAUUCUGCUACAGCAAGAGCAACAAAUGGCUCUUCUCCAACAGCAGCAACAGCAACAACAACAGUUGCUAUUAGCUCAACAACAACAGCAAAUCCUGCUUCAACAACAAGAAAAAGAACGAGAACUUCAGAGGGAAAAAGAACGCGAGCUCCUUCGUGAACGCGAAAUCGAACUGGAGAAAGCGCGCGAGAGGGAACGUGAGCUACAUCACGCAAGAGAACUGGAAUUACAGCGAGCACGGGAUUUGGAGCAGCAACGUGCUAAGGAACUGGAGCACCAAAGAUUGCGUGAACUUGAACUGCAGCGAACAAUGGAGCUGGAGCAUCAACGUCUAAGAGAACUCGAACAACAGCGAAUUCAGGAAGCUGAAAUCCAACGAGCGCGUGAGGCGGAGCUACAACGGGCGAGAGAUGCUGAACUUCAGAGAGCUCGAGAAACCGAAAUUCAACGAAUUCGGGAAACUGAAAUGUUGCGAGCACAAGAAGCAGAAUUACUUAAACUCAAGGAAAUGGAGCGCAAAAUGAGAGAAAGCCAAGUAAGAGAAACUACAGCAAAUCAGUCUGAACCUGCAGAAGCAGCAGUUGAGGAAAAGUCUGAAGUUACAGAUUCUGUAGCUCAAACAUCAGAAGUCAGUGAAAGUGUCCGUGAAACAGCAACGUCCGAAGAGAAGCCAGCAGCUGAAGCCAUCCCUGUUCGUCCACCUCCUCCACGAAUAAGUCCUCAAAUACAUGCCCAAUUUCCAUAUCAAGAAUAUCUGCCCUAUUCUCUGCCACCACAACCGUUCUAUCCUACAAGGAAUCUUUCAGACGAUGAAGCAGCUUAUCCACAAGCACCUCACCGUCGUCGAAGGCAUCAUCGGUCUAGAAGAGAAUCAACUUCUGAGGAAGAGAUUCCACGUGAGCCACGAAAGCAACGUCACGGCACGCGCUCUCCUGAACCAUCGAUUCCGGCUUUGGGCAGUCAGCUAAUACGAGCUUGUGGAACUUCAAUCCGAGAAACGGGAGAUGAACUCAUGACUAUUUUGCGAGCAAGUAGCAAAGACGAAAACAAACGCGAUUUGCACAUUGCUCUUAUCAUUCUUAUUGUUAUUGUUGCCGGCCUGAUGGCCCUUGGAAUGAGUGGAGAACAGUCCGUCCAUCACCAUCAUUGGGAUUACUUCAAUCCACCUGGAAACAGCGGACGUUAACUGAAUGAUUUUGUGAUACCACCUGCAAAACGAAUAGGAAGUCCCCAUCGACAGCCAUGUUGUUUUUCUUGGAUACAAAUACUCAUUCACAGCUAACUUAAUUCAUAGAUUUCUUUAUUACAUCAAUAUGGAAUUGUUAACUUUUGUAACGCAUCGUGUUAAUCUUAGAACAUCGUUAAUUUUAAAUUGUUUCUACAAUCUGCAUUUGAGCGUUUACUAAACAUUAGAAGUCGAUCAUUAAGCUGUUAAAUCAUAUUUAUUUUCGCCAUUCUACAGCUACAACUGUAAUCAGUUAUCACACAACGCACAUAAACCCGCACAUUGUUAAUCAAUUCUGCACAUUUUAUCUAACACUGCACCUUGGAAAAAAAAUCUUCCAUUCUUUAUUCAAGAAUUAGCUGACGGAUUUCUUAUUUAGCCAAGUAGUGUACAGUAGAAAUUAUCGUCAGAAUAACACUUAUUGCGAAUAUCAGGUGAAUAGCACACGUGGUUCCAAACCCAGCGAGUUUCAAUGCUAGUCAGAGAUUGUAAAUAGGGAGUAAAGAUCUGGAUAUCCAACCCUUCAUUGUUAAUUUAUUUGUUUUUGUACCAUAAUCACAUUUCGAUAGAGAAAUAAUAAACAUUUUGGCAACAAAGAACAUAA
Messenger RNA from Aedes albopictus (Asian tiger mosquito), 9989 nucleotides. RefSeq names its product titin. Lineage: Eukaryota; Metazoa; Arthropoda; Insecta; Diptera; Culicidae. The record is from RefSeq and is a predicted model, not a curated record. Bases 746 to 9346 code for a protein of 2866 amino acids. The transcript has 8 exons.